AUGUGGGAGGAACAACGGUCGAUUGGGGAGGCUGAGAGAAAGUUUGUACUUUAUAAAAUAAAACCUCCGAAACUCCAAAGUCAUCAAACCCAAUCAGUGGUUUCAAAGUUCGAUGGUGAACAAUAUUAUGAUGAUGGAAGUGGAUACUGGAAAUUCUCGGCCUUUAGACUCAAAAAGAUGUUUGGUAAGACCUGCAACAUCAACCGACGACACCGACGACCUGCAGCACCGGCGACACCGGCGACCUGCAGCAGCACCGGAGACACCGGCGACCUUCAACACCGGCCUUUCUCCAUCUCCGAUCAGAUAAUGGAUGAAAACCACACUACAAUUGUUGAUUGUGAAACAUCUUUAAAAAUGAAAAAACCAAAAUUUGGGUGGGAUAAUCGUAGCUUCAUGGUGUUUGUUGAUUCGUGCUUGAUUGAACAAAAAAAAGGCCAUAAACCCGGUACCUCCUUUGAUAAAUUUGUGCAAGAAUUUUUUAAUCAUUCGGGGGAAACGAUUCACAGGCAUUUCCAUAUAGUUUUGAAAGUCGUGCUAAAACUUAGUGCCGACAUCAUCAAGCCAGACGCAAACUAUAAUGAUGAUGUUCCCGAAUAUAUAUUAAAUAAGCCUCGGUAUUAUCCAAUGUUCAAGGAUUGCAUUGGUGCUAUAGAUGGGACACACGGGACUGCACAUGAUACAAGAAUUUUCAAUGAAGCCUUACAGAGACCAGAUCUUAAUUUUCCUUAUUCAACGGGUGAUAAAUAUUACGUUGUUGAUGCCGGAUAUCCAAAUACAAGAGGGUGGGAGUUAUUAAGAGACAUGCAUGUUAAUUACAAGUACAAGAACCAAGUGAGAAUUGUGAUAGCAUCGAUGGUGAUCCAUAACUACAUUAGAAAGUUUGGUAUGUCCGAUGAAGCGUUUAAUAGGGCACAACAAGAAUCCUACAAUCCCGUACGAGGUGAUACCGGUAGUGAUGUUUACGAAGAAGGUCCAACUUUGAUUUCCUGGAAUGAGAGUAGAAGACAAUGGAUUGGGGAUCAAUCUCAAAGAUCACCAACAGAAAGAAUGCCAGAAGAUCCCGUCAAAAGGUCCAAGGAACAUUUAAUUUUGUUUAUACAGGAGGUUUUGGAAUCGAUCCCGCUUACUGCUGAAGUGAAGCUAUCUGAUGAUGCAUAUGAAAUUCUGAUAUUAAAAUUCUGA
This is a messenger RNA of Lactuca virosa, 1185 nucleotides long. The record is from the annotation of a GenBank genome assembly. Lineage: Eukaryota; Viridiplantae; Streptophyta; Magnoliopsida; Asterales; Asteraceae.